CGCCGCGCCUCGCCCAUGGCUGAGGGCCGGCGGCGGGAGGACGACGAGGAGGAGCUGCGCGAGCGCCGCGAGCUUGGGGGCCCGCGCCGCGCCCGGGGCCGUGCGUUCUCCGGCCACUCGGCCGCAGAUCGCAACGAACGAAAUAAACCAGAGCAUCGUUCCUCAAGCCAAGGACCCUUAUCAUCUAUUAGAGCGGUAAUCAAGAGAUCUUCUCGGACUUCUAUUCAGAGUGAACUUCAUCGAGACAGGAGGCGCCCAGAGAUCACCAUUGUGGCAGCUGAGCCACUGAGGCCAACUUCAUGGUUUCCAGGAGCCCCGCCCUCUGGUCUGGGAUUUCCCCCGUCUUCUGCAGCAGGCCCUUGGAGGCCAAGUGAGCUGGUUCCUGCUGAGCUUCCACCAUCUUAUGAACAAGUCAUCAAAGAAAUCAACCAAGUUCAAGUAAAUACUACAAAUAAUAAUAAUGCUGCUGCCCCUCCAAGGCACACUAUUACUUCCGCAACUCAGACUGACUUCUCAGAAGAAAUAGACAACAACCUGCCUCAAACACUACAGGCACCUCUCAAGCCUCGUCAGCCUUCCCCAGAAGUCUUAUCCAGUAACCCUCCCACAAAUGUGGCACCUUUAAUAGUCUUUGAUAUUUCUGAAGAGCAAACCUGUCCAGAAAAUCCCAGUGUUCCAAGAUGCCCAGUGCCAAGACCAAGAUCAAAAAGCAAUCUCAGACCAGUAACUAGAGAUACUCACAUUAAAGAACUAAGUCACCAGAAAAUCAGCCCAGCCACCACUGAAGAGUUGUCCCCAGGCCGGCCCCAGUCUCUGUUGGACAGUACCAACAACUUAGAUAGUCAGGCAGUGAUGAACAUUAUGAACACAGAACAAAGCCAAAAUAGUAUCAUUUCAAGGAUCAAAGCAUUUGAGGAUCAGAACAAUUUAGACACCUUGGGACUUCCUAAGAAACCAGAGGUUAUUCCCCGCACACUGCCCCCAAAGCCUGCUGUUGCUCCAGGGAAGCCCUCUGUGGCUCCCAAACCAGCUGCUAACAGAGCUUCUGGAGAGUGGGACUCGUGGGCUGAAAACAGACUCAGGGUGACCUCUCGGGAAGGGCUCACCUCAUACCCUCCACCACAAGAAGCAGGAAGCAUCCCAGUAACCAAACCUGAAUUGCCAAAGAAACCAAAUCCUGGCCUUAUAAGAAGUGUUAAUCAUGAGACUCCAGGAGGAGGGCCCAUUGCUGAGAGCCCUGCUGGCGGGAAGAAAGUCCCAACUCCUGCUCCACGACCUUUGCUGCCGAAGAAAUCAGUUUCUUCAGAAAACCCCACCUACCCUUCAACUCCACUGAGACCAGUCACUGUUCCUCCCCGACUCUCAGUGGCAUCACAAGCCAAAGCAUUCAGGUCACUGGGAGAAGGGCCCUCAGCCAGCCCCACGGCUCCAGGUCCACAAAGCAAGCCCUUAGGGGACAUUGACCUCAUCAGCUUUGAUGAUGAUGUUUUACCCACCCCACCUGGGAACCUGACCGAAGAAUUUGUCUGCUCAGAGAUGGUUCUAGAUCCCUUUCAACUCCCCACAAAAACAGAACCAACAAAAGAAAGAGCAAUUCAACCAGCAACCGCCAGGAAACCCACUGUAAUUCGAAUUCCAGCCAAACCGGGAAAAUGUUUACAUGAGGACCCACAAAGCCCACCUCCUCUCCCCGCUGAAAAACCUAUUGGAAACACUUACAGUACAGUUUGUGGAAAACCUAGUAAUGUUGACAAAACUAGAAAUUUGGAAUCCGACCACACUGGUCAGACUGGAGGUUCUGUGCGAGGACCCCCAAGAUUGCCACCAAGACCUGUAGAUGGAAAAGCCAUUCCCACUCGACAGCCUCCUGCCAAGAGUGCCCCUGAGAGACCACCUCCCCCCAAGCUUCCUUCAACCAGAACAUCAAAUAAAAAGCUGCCUUUUAAUCGCUCUUCUUCUGACAUGGAUCUUCAGAGAAAACAAAGUAACUUGGCAUUUGGACUCUCAAAAGCCAAGAGUCAAGUCUUUAAAAAUCAAGAUCCGGUGCUACCCCCUCGCCCCAAACCAGGACACCCUCUCUACAGGAAAUACAUGCUGUCUGUGCCUCAUGGAAUUGCCAAUGAAGACAUUAUCUCACACAACCCUGGAGAACUCUCUUGUAAGCGUGGGGACGUACUUGUGAUGCUGAAACAGGCAGAAGAUAAUUACUUGGAAUGCCAAAAGGGAGAAGAUACCGGCAGAGUUCACCUGUCUCGGAUGAAGAUUAUCACCCCACUUGAUGAGCAUCUAAGAAGCAGACCGCAUGACCCAAGCCAUGCUCAGAAGCCUCUUGACAGUAGUGCUCCUCAGGCCGUGGUUCUUCAUGAUUUCCCAGCAGAGCAAGUUGAUGAUUUGAGCCUCACUGCUGGAGAAAUUGUUUAUCUUUUGGAGAAGAUAGAUACAGAUUGGUACAGAGGGAAAUGUGGAAACCAGACGGGUGUGUUUCCUGCCAACUAUGUCAAAGUAAUUAUUGAUAUUCCAGACGGAGGGAAUGGGAAAGGAUACUCAGCUCCCUCUCACUGUAUUAAAGGCUCGAGAUGUGUUGCUCGGUUUGAAUAUAUUGGAGACCAGAGGGAUGAGCUAAGUUUCUCAGAGGGAGAAAUCAUCAUUCUUCAAGAGUACGUGAAUGAGGAGUGGGCCAGAGGAGAACUUGGAGACAGAACUGGGAUUUUCCCCCUUAACUUUGUAGAACUUCUUGAGGAUUCUCCCACCUCUAGUGCAGAUGUUUUAAGCACAAAGGUACCACAGAAGACCAAAAAAGAAGAUUCUGGCUCAAAUUCUCAGGGCGACAGUCUCUCUGGAGAGUGGUGUGAAGCCCUUCACAGCUUUACCGCAGAGACCAGUGACGACUUAUCUUUCAAAAGGGGAGACCGGAUCCUGCUCCUCCAGCGUCUGGACUCCGACUGGUACCGGGGCAGACUGCAUGACAGAGAGGGCAUCUUCCCAGCAGUUUUUGUGCGGCCUUGCCCAGCUGAGGCAAAAAGUAUGUCUGCGAAAGCACUGAAGGGGAGGAAGGCCAAAGCCUUGUAUGAUUUCCAUGGAGAGAAUGAAGAUGAGCUCACCUUCAAGGCUGGGGAUAUAAUAACAGAGCUGGAAUCUGUAGAUGAUGACUGGAUGAGCGGAGAACUAAUGGGAAAAUCUGGAAUAUUUCCCAAAAACUAUGUUCAGUUUCUACAAGUCAGCAAAAGGUGAAGCUAGACUGUGUUCCUUGGCACAAGAACUCACUUGAACUGUCUCUUUGACGAUCAGAUAUGUUUUUGCACUAUUUUUUUAAACUGAAACAAAAAUAUCCACAAUGUCCAUGGUACACUAGAAUUUUUUGAAAGCAGAAAACUUCUAGGUUUUGUAGUUAGCUUUCAUUCACAGUAGAAAUAUGUGUGGAAACCCAUGAGCUAGGAUUCCAGUGGGGAAAACAUCUAACAGGCUUUUAGCAAGGCGGUUACCCAUAUCCCCCAGGGAAAGUGUCUGGUGCCAUGGCAGCAUGGGGAGGCUUACAAGCAAAAGUUGCACUUGGACAUCUGUUUUAAUCAGCGCAAUGAAUUAACCAUGCUUCUUCAUUUUUUACUUUAGUUUAAAAAGAGUAUAUUUGACAUUCUACAUGCUGAACUAUCAGGCCUUGGUUGGUAAUCUAAAUUCCAUUUUUGAUAUUCAAAUUAAUUCUAACAGCUUGAGCACAUUAGCCUCAUUACCAGGGCAGACCUGUGCUUCAGCAGGAACAGUCCAUUAACGAGUUGGAGCAUCUGUAAGGACGUGGUGAAGCCAGCUGAUCCUCACCGAACGCUCCUUGCAUUUCCCAUUUGUGCAAGGAACUGCAGAACAUCAGCUUUGGAUGUGUCUUGGACUAAAGACCCACAGCCGUCCCUGAAAUGCCGUGCUAACACAACUAACCCCUCCACGCGUGUGCCAUACUUAGUUCUUUCCUCAACAUACACUUUAUGUUAACAGGGUUAUUAUACAGCACAUCUUCUGAAUCUGCAAUCAUUCCUUUGACUAUUACUGGUACCCAAAGGAAAAUUCAUUUUCUUUGCAUUACCCCAGUAAUACAUAAAAGCUGUGUCUUGUUGUAGCAGUACAUUAUGAAUCACAUAUAGUGUCUUAGAAUGCAGAAGAACUGUUAGGAUGGAAAACAGUGCCAAGCUCCACAGCUCAUUUCUUUGCAAUAUAAUCAGAAUGAGAGGCAAUUUAAGAGGACUGAAGGCUAGCACUUUUUUUCCUGUGCAUCCCUGCAUAAUGAUUAGAAUAAAUGAAGAAACACUUUCCUGCUAUCCGUUGUUACACCCUCCAAGCUUAAGGUAAUGGUGGUUCUUUACAUGACUGAAUGAAUGGCUUGUUAUGGGCGAGAGCCAAAUGGGUUGAAGACAAUCUUCCAAACAGAUCCGUGAAGUAGAAUUUCAUUGGAAAUGGAAAACACUUUCCCAACAAUGUCCUUGACUUUCUUCUAUUUUUAAGAAGAGUUUCAUAUGCUGGACCACUUUUUAGCUUCUGUCGUUUUUUCUCAUUGUCCAGAAUGUUAGGCAACCAGUGGUCACACCGUUACAUGAACAUAGAGUUAUGUAAGAAA
This is a messenger RNA of Lepus europaeus (European hare), 4600 nucleotides long. It is a transcript of the gene SH3D19, whose product is annotated as SH3 domain containing 19. NCBI's taxonomy places the organism in Eukaryota, Metazoa, Chordata, Mammalia, Lagomorpha, Leporidae. Gene Ontology annotation, molecular function: protein binding. The record is from RefSeq and is a predicted model, not a curated record.